UUUCAGUGUUCAAGUUUCAUCAAGUACCCAACACGAAAUUCAGAUUUCAAAAUCUCAAUUAAACAUUUCCUGUGAAGUAGAAACAAAUUUUGUAGUGCCCUAGUAGAACUUCGUUGUCUUACAAGACAAUUUUUCCUCAACUAUGUGAUCACCCUGCAAUCCUGUUAAUAUAGAUCUCUAUCAGAAUGAUGAAUGCCUAUUCCGAAUCACAAUCGGACGUUGAUAAUGAACAAAAUGUGGGAACGAGGCAAAAAUCUAAACAAGUCCUUAACAGAUGUCCUGAUAAGCGAAGUUCGCUUGUCAAACGCAGUGUUACCACAAAGAACAAUAGAAGACCCAGCGUCAAUAGUGCAUAUAACGAUAACUGUGGGAAUUAUAACGAGUCUUGCAGUAUGCGCAAGAAGGGAGACAAAUCCACUGGUUCAGCGUCAUCUACGAGUGGUACGAUGCACUCCUCGGGAAGUAGCUGCAGCGAUGGCGAUACCUCAUCAUCGUAUGGUGAACCCAAUCUUCCAUAUCCAGGAUUUGCAGAGUACUCGCUCAAGUACCUCAGUCAGGAUACGAAGCCGAGAAUAUGGUGCCUGCAGUUGAUAACAAAUCCGUGGUUCGAGCGAAUCUCCAUGUUGGUAAUUCUGCUGAACUGUAUUACGCUAGGAAUGUACCAGCCAUGUGUGGAUGAUGCCUGCGUUACAAAUCGAUGUAAAAUUUUACAGAUAUUUGAUGAUAUUAUAUUCGCUUUCUUCUCCCUCGAAAUGACAAUCAAAAUAGUAGCUAUGGGUGCAUGGGGGAAGGGUACCUAUCUAGCUGACUCGUGGAAUAGGCUCGAUUUCUUCAUCGUGCUAGCUGGUGCUUUAGAAUACUGUCUUCAAGUGGAAAACUUAAAUCUUACUGCGAUCAGAACCAUCCGUGUACUUAGACCACUUCGAGCGAUCAACCGAAUACCGAGUAUGCGAAUACUUGUCAUGCUUUUGCUUGACACCUUACCCAUGCUCGGUAACGUAUUGCUGUUGUGUUUUUUCGUGUUUUUCAUUUUUGGAAUUGUGGGUGUGCAGCUGUGGGAGGGCAUCCUACGACAGCGUUGUGUCAUAAAACUCCCAGAUAAUGUGUCGGCUCCAGACACAUUUACACAACGUAACCUUUACUAUAGAAUUGUGACCCAAAAGCAAAGGAAAUCUGACAUAUCAUUCUACUACGAAUUUUCGAAAGAACAAGACUACAUUUGUUCAAAACCAGCUGACUCUGGAAUGCAUCUCUGUAACAAUCUACCACCAUAUAGAAUAGGACCACUCCUUUGCAAUGCCUCUGCAGUACCGUUUUCAAAUAACGUACCUACAUCUCGUUCUUGUGUAAAUUGGAAUCAGUACUAUACCAACUGCACACAGCUGGGAAAUAAUCCAUUCCAGGGAACAAUAUCCUUCGACAAUAUUGGAUUGGCGUGGGUUGCCAUAUUUUUGGUAAUUUCACUAGAGGGAUGGACCGAUAUAAUGUACUAUAUUCAAGAUGCACACAGUUUCUGGGAUUGGAUAUAUUUCGUGCUUCUCAUUGUGAUUGGAUCCUUCUUCAUGAUCAACCUUUGCCUCGUCGUAAUCGCAACGCAAUUUUCGGAAACCAAGAAACGAGAAAUGGAACGUAUGCGUCAGGAAAGGGCUCGAUUCACUUCGACUUCUACCUUGGCAUCAAGUACGAACAAUUCAGAACCGACCACAUGUUAUGCCGAAAUUGUCAAGUACAUUGGACACCUGUACCGAAGAUUAAAACGCCGAAUCAUUAAGAAGUUACGACUGUAUAAAUAUCAAUAUCAACAUCGAAGGGAAGGACUGCUGCCACAUACUCCGGAAACUCUUACGUUAUCGCCGAACAAAAUCAAGGUGCAUCAUCCAAAAUGUCCUAAACUCAACACUCUUGUCACCAGUGGUGUUCAUAAAAACAAUCAAGAUGCUAUUGCGUCAUGUGCCAUCAUCCCAAGACUACCUAAGAACACGACAAGCACAGUUGGAACCGACAAACAAAUGUCUUCACCCGAUGUUUCCGAGAUGGUUUCUGUGGAGAACAUAAAAAAUAAUGCUCUAAAUAAUUGCACAAAUUACGCCAAUAUGGAUGACAAGCAGAAAAUUGUACUAUUGAAGAUUCCCAAUAGCGAGAACAAUCAGUCCUCUUCAAAUUCCUUGAGCCCAACGUCCUCAGGUAGAAGAAGAUCAUCUGUUAUGUUUAAUGAAUAUGUUAUACAUCAUACGCCUCCAACUAUUCCAGCACCAACAACAGAUAAAAAUGUGUAUUGUUUAGAAAAAAUGACCCAAACAAGUGAUAGUGGAAUUUGGCAGGUCAGCCUUCCGCAAUCCAUUCACACCAUGGCAACCGUUUUCAACGAUUACUCAGAUCUAUGCAUGACGGACGCCAUGACAUGCCAGGAGUUGCUGGCGUUCUCUGUAGCAUUCUCAGCGGCAUUACCCACCGGCCAAACGACGCUGGAAUCAUUCUAUUCGACGCUUACGAGAAAUCGAACAAACCAUAGCAAUAACAAAAACUCGUCAAUUUUAAACACACGUGGAUAUAGCACCGAGAAUGUCACACACAAAUCUUCACCAAAUGCUGCUAAAAAUUUGUCACAAAAUGUCUCCAACAUAAAUCACAUCAACAAUGAAGAAUUCUCUUGUUGCUAUGAAUUAUAUCAAAACAUUGGAAUAGAGGAGCCUAGGAAAAAACAUUCAAAACCAUAUCAAUGUGUGGUAGGGAUGUACAAGAUAGUCAAAAACUCUCUACACUGUAGUAGAAUGUUUAUCAAAAAGAUAGUGGAGCACAAAUAUUUUCAGCAAGGUAUACUAUUAGCAAUUUUAAUCAAUACCCUCUCGAUGGGAAUAGAAUACCACAAUCAGCCGGAGGAAUUGACUGCAAUCGUCGAGACAAGUAAUAUAGUGUUUUCGGGAAUAUUUGCUGUCGAAAUGGUGCUGAAAGUGAUUGCUGAAGGACCAUUUGGAUAUGUUGCAAAUGGAUUCAACGUGUUUGACGGAGUCAUCGUCAUAUUGAGUGUUAUUGAACUUGGUCAGGCGUACUUAGGCGAAGGGCAAGGAAAUUCCGGAUUGAGUGUACUGAGGACAUUCCGUUUGUUGCGUAUACUAAAACUGGUACGCUUUAUGCCGAACCUACGGCGCCAACUGUUUGUGAUGCUGCGAACAAUGGACAAUGUUGCCAUAUUUUUCUCAUUGCUGAUAUUAUUUAUUUUUAUAUUCAGCAUACUUGGCAUGUACUUGUUCGGAGGUAAGUUUUGUAAAUUUGUCGAUGAAACUGGACAAGAGAGGGAAUGCACUUGUCCCGAAAUAGUCUCCAAGCAUCCUCUGUGUGAAUGUGACCGCAAACAUUUCAACAACAUUCUAUGGGCCACGGUUACAGUGUUUCAAAUCCUUACGCAAGAAGAUUGGAACGUGGUCCUAUUCAAUGGAAUGGAGAAGACUAGUCAUUGGGCUGCUCUAUACUUCGUAACACUAAUGACUUUUGGGAAUUAUGUAUUGUUCAAUUUGUUGGUUGCUAUUUUAGUUGAAGGCUUUAGCUCAGAGCGCAACGAGCGAAGAGAACGUGAACAAAGAGAACUCGUGAAAGCAAAACUAAACGCUGAGUCUUUGGCGGCGCAAGAGCAAGGAAGCGAUAUCUACGAUGAUCCUAAGAGUUUCUCAGAAUCUACAACAAGCGACAGCUAUAACGAAUCCAAAGGAAAAUGGUUUAGUGCUGAGGAGCUACGAAAGAUAAGGGAUAUAAAAUGUAAUAUUCAAAAACAGAGGCUUCUGCAACCUGGAUAUGAUGAUAUCAAUUUAUCGAUCCCAAAACUAAAUUCCGAGAAGGACGCCAUAAACUCCAUCGAUCAAUAUUCCAGCAGAAAGCAGAAAAAGUGUGAGCCCUUAAAGCUAUACAACAUUCAUGUUACGGAUCCGCCAAUCAUUACAACUACUUCCGCGACACCACAAGACUCACCAAGUGCAACGCUCGAGGAAGGAGCAAAUUUCAAAGAUUGGGAAAAUAUUGACUUUGAACAGCUUGAAAAAAGUACAAACUCAACGCUUCUUAAGCCUCCGCCAGUGCUUGGAUCACUGAAAGCAUUAGACGAUCGUUCCUAUUUCGAGGGAAUGCCAGUGCUGAAUGAAAUGCGGAGGAAAUCGGAAAAGUAUACAAGUUCUUAUGGUGAAUUCAAAUCAUCCCAGAGUGACAAACAACAACAGCAUUCGCAAUCUGUGGUACGGAAGUCUGAAACCACGCGGAAGUCUAGUCUAAAAUAUCGUAAAGAAGUUUCAAAAGAGGAUGAAGUGCUCAACAAUGGUAAAUGUGUACCACGUGUUGGAGGAUCAACUCUAUUUGAGGCACGCAAAAUUGACCCAUUGUCACAGAAAAGCAUCAGGAUACAAAAUGAUACUCAAAAGGAUAGAUGUCAUUCUUCGAGAAGGAGUUCCGUUAGGAGAUCUUCGUCCGUCAAGAUCGACAGUGGUCCAGGAAGUAUUGCAAGCAAUAUAAGCGCUCCCUCUUAUUCGAAGUACGUGUACAAUGAUAAGAAUAAAUACUACAUCGACAGAAAAAGUUCAUUGCGGUUGAGCGAUAUCAAGUCACCGAACAAUGCACGCCGCAUGUCGUCAAUAGAACACCCGUACCACAAGCAUUCUAGAAUAAGUAUACACAACUUGGAAUUGAUGAAAAUCCAGGAAGAGCUUACAAAAAAUAAGCUCAAUAACGAGUCGGUCCCCUCAGAGCAGGAUAUGCUACCGGAUUCACUAAAUACAAAAAUGAAGACAAAAUCUAAAGGUCGCCUAAAACAAUUCUUUCGCUACGUUACUCCGAAGAACUUUGUUGAUGACCAUGAUCUGUAUACACUAUACAUAUUCCCGGAAGAUAAUCGAUUUCGUCAAAUGUGCAGCUGGUUCGUGAAUCAGAAAUGGUUCGACAAUGUAAUAUUGCUGUUUAUUGCAUUAAAUUGCAUUACUUUGGCCAUGGAGAGGCCAAACAUCCCACCAUCAUGUUCCGAAAGGUAUUUCCUGUCGACAGCGAACUACGUGUUCACAGUUGUAUUUGCAGUUGAAAUGUUCAUCAAGGUUGUCGCCACGGGAAUGUUCUAUGGCCCAGAUGCGUAUUUUACUUCUGGCUGGAAUAUAAUGGAUGGCUCUCUUGUUACAAUAUCCAUAAUCGAUCUACUGAUGUCCUUGAUUAGUGAAUCAAGCCCAAGAAUUUUUGGUAUUCUCCGGGUGUUUAGAUUGUUACGAUCGCUGAGACCCCUGAGAGUCAUCAACAGAGCUCCUGGAUUGAAAUUGGUUGUUCAAACGCUACUGUCAUCUUUAAGGCCAAUCGGAAACAUAGUACUGAUAUGCUGCACUUUUUUCAUAAUCUUUGGUAUUCUUGGAGUGCAGUUGUUCAAGGGAACUUUCUUCUACUGUGAAGGAGAAAAUAUUAAAGGAGUCAAGAACAAAACGGAAUGCUUAUCGAUUGAAGGAAACGUUUGGCUUAAUAGAAAGUACAAUUUUGAUGACCUAGGCAAGGCUCUUAUGUCUCUUUUUGUGCUAUCGUCAAGGGAUGGCUGGGUCAACAUCAUGUACACGGGACUUGACGCUGUGGGGGUAGAUCAACAGCCGGUCGUGAAUUACAACGAGUGGCGAUUACUUUACUUUAUAGCAUUUAUACUAUUGGUAGGAUUCUUUGUCCUAAACAUGUUUGUUGGAGUCGUAGUCGAAAAUUUUCACAGAUGCCGUGAAGAACAGGAAAAGGAAGAAAAAAUAAUCAGAGCGGCCAAACGUGCGCUGCAGAUGGAAAAGAAAAGACGAAGAAUGCACGAACCACCAUAUUAUACAAAUUAUUCACCAUUGCGAUUGUUUGUCCACAACGUAGUAACAUCGAAAUACUUCGACUUAGCAAUAGCAGCCGUCAUAGGAUUGAACGUAGUAACGAUGGCCAUGGAAUAUUACAUGAUGCCCUUAGCUUUGGAGUACGCAUUGAAAAUAUUCAACUAUUUCUUCACAGCAGUGUUCAUAUUGGAAGCCAUCAUGAAGCUAGUGGCAUUGGGUAUCAAAAUAUACAUGAAAGAUAAAUGGAACCAGUUAGAUGUUGCUAUCGUUAUUCUAUCGAUCGUGGGUAUAGUUUUAGAAGAACUUGAAACUAACAUCAUUCCUAUAAAUCCUACCAUCAUACGAGUCAUGCGGGUGCUUAGAAUAGCACGUGUUUUGAAAUUGCUGAAAAUGGCUAAAGGAAUCAGAGCGUUGCUGGACACGGUCAUGCAGGCAUUACCACAGGUCGGAAAUUUGGGUUUACUAUUCUUCCUGUUGUUCUUCAUUUUUGCGGCGUUAGGAGUCGAACUGUUUGGCAGAUUAGAAUGCUCCGAAGAGAUACCAUGCCAAGGACUGGGCGAGCAUGCUCAUUUUGCAAACUUCGGAAUGGCCUUUUUAACUUUGUUCCGAGUGGCGACUGGCGAUAACUGGAAUGGAAUCAUGAAGGACACUCUCCGAGAUGACUGUGACGAUGCCGCAGACUGUGUGAAAAAUUGCUGUGUUAGUACAAUAAUUGCUCCAAUAUUUUUCGUUAUAUUUGUAUUGAUGGCUCAGUUUGUGUUAGUCAAUGUGGUUGUAGCAGUUCUUAUGAAACAUUUAGAGGAAAGUCACAAACAAAUGGAAGAUGAUUUAGACAUUGAAACAGAGCUGGAAAGGGAAUUCGAACGUGAACAGGAAUUCGAAGAGGAACAAGCAUUAUGUAUGCAACUUGAUGAUGAUCAAAAGCAAUUGCAAAAACGGCCUCUCACUAAAGUGUCUUCAUUGCCAUCAAACUUUACUUAUAGCACUCCAAUAGCGGAGAAAAAAUCAAACAUUCAUCGACGACAAACUAUUCAGUAUAUCAAUCAGAAUAUAAACAUACAACAUUCUUAUACAAACAGUAAUUCGUAUGACGAAACUGCAGAAAACGACAUCCCAAACGAAGAUGAUGAAUCAUUCAAUUCUGUGAAUGAAAGCUCCAGUGCAAAGAAUACGAACAAGAAAAUUCAUAUUAAUAAAUCCUUUUUCAGCAAGAACAAUGCUGACAAGCGGGCAUCUUUAGAUGAAUUUAAUAAACCGCACAAGAUUGUUGAAGAGCUGGAAAAAGACGACAAAAUCAGCUCAACGAAAAGUGCCAACAACUGGAGGGAAAAUCAAUCAGAACAAGCACUGAAAGAAUCUGAAAAUAAUAUUAAACUGUCAUGCCCGACAAUCAUUUCGUCUAGCAAACCGUUAGCUAAAAACAGCAAAACCGACUAUCGUCAAUUAAGUCUUGACCAUGACGCCAAAAUGAACAUUAUGCAUGACAAUAUUGCAAUUGUUCCUGGUAGUUCAGCAAACUUUUCAAAUACCUCCAAUGCCCUUAAUACCCUAGGUGGAACGAAAUCAUUUUUAUCCGUACCGAAACUACAACCCAAAAGUCGAUCCGGUAGCACGAAGCAAUUAUUCAAACAGGUAGCCCUGGAUGAGGAAAAUGAGACCAAUGAAAAUUCACUACUUUUACCUUCGGCAUCCAACGCGACCGCUUCGGGCGAUGAUCAUUCUUAUGAUCUUCUAACCGUUCAAGGCGAUAAUUACGAUGCAGUGAGGAAAUCCGAAUCAUGCGAGAUUCUCCGAAUUAUAUCGGAACGAAGAAAGCUCUAAAUGUGAUUUGAACAGUUUAAAAUUAUCCCUGAUUUCCGUUUUCCGGAGCUGAGCAUUUAUUUACGAACUAUCGACAAUCCACAUGAACAAUUUUUGAGAGAUUUUAGACUCCACUCUCCUUCCCCUAAGUAGAUAGCCAUCCACAGAUAGUAACAGCGUUGUUAGAUAUACCGAUUUAUGCCCAAAUUGGACAAGUUCCACGCCAAAUGACGAAUCGGAAUAACUCGACCUGUUCCGAUUUGCAUGAAAGUUUGCAUUAUUGUUUGUUAUGAACAAUCAUUCACAAUUUUGCUAAAAUUCGGCCAUUUUGGACCUGGUAUUUUUUUUCAAAAUGUUUUUCAAAAUGGCAUCUGAUAUUUUUCAAUAUAUUGUAGCACGCAAUCACGCAAACGUCACUUCUGAUCAAAAUGACGCCUGAGACAAAGUUGUAGAGAAAAUAAUGUCUUUUUGAGAAAAAUGUACACGGUAACUUUUUUGUGUAAUUUUCAGUAAAAAUUCAAAAAUGUUUUAAAAACUCAACUAUCUUAAAAUGUCCUUGUUCAAUUAAUUAAACAAAAAAAUACAAAAAGAUCAUGAAAAAAGGAAAUUUUUUGAAUGGUUAAAACUAUAGACGCUUGAAAAUUAACAAAAAAUCGUAGAACAAGAACUUAAGGUCGAAUUUUUGAACUAUUUGUUAGUAUUUUUAUGUGAUUUUAACACACGAAACAAUAUUUGAGUUUAAAAUGACUGUUGAGUUUUCUGUGAUAAAAUAACGUAAAAAUGUGUUCUAACAAAAAGUUCUUCUGACGAACAAGGAACUGAGAUAUUCUAUAAUGAUAUAUGGUAGAUGUACUAGUCAUGGCUAUACGUUCCUCUUACGAUGUAUUCCAAUUAAGGCCUAUGUGAAUUCCAUAGGAAGUUCCAAAUAGGAAUGUAAUAUUGUCAGUAUUAUAAGCCAACUUUUCCGGCGUCAUGCUGUAAAGCAGCUGGAAAAGGCAGCUAGUAUAGCUACAGACAGAGGCUAACAACAUGAUUUUGACAUGCGUUUACUGCUUAAAACUUGAAGCUGUAAAACAAUAACGUGAGUAUAUUACUCACUUUAUGGUUUUUACACAACUAACAACUCUUGCUGUUAAAACUGCUUCUUCAACUACUAAACAAUCUGUUAUCAGCUUAUAAAUUGUAUUAAAGCUUCAUUGGAAGCAUUUCCACAACUAAAAGUGUUGCAUAUGCACUAUUAUAAAGCCUUUACUCAGCGAUCUCGUUGUAGAAGGAUAUGUAGAUACGUCAGUUCUAAGUAUUGGCGUAGCGAAGUUGGUAGUGUCAAGACUUUCCAGAGCGGUCGUCACGAGUUGGAGUACAGGUUCCGGUGCAGAUAUUAAUUUAGUUGUGUGCGAUACAUUUUAUUCCCAAUUAAAUUAUUAAAUAUUUAACUCAGAUUCAAAACAAAGCUGAAUAGCGAUUAUUAGAUAAUCAGCAAAUGUAGAAUAAGCGCCUUUUAAGUCCACACACAACUAAACAGCAGAAUAACAGCCAGAUUGACUUGUAUGUUGAGUAAAAAUGACUACAGCUCGAUUAAUUAAAUUAGCAAAACGUUUACACUUCGAAAAAUGUAAAUUGGGGCAUAGCCAUGACGGGUACAUCUACCCAUGGAAAUUUUCUAAAUUUAUAAACAAUUUAAAUUCAACACACAGCAUUUCCGAAAGAAAGAAAAGUUACAAUGCGCAAUAAGCCCACACCAACAUAAUUUGUGUAUUUUCAUAGUUUUUUUUUAAGUGCUCAUCAAUUAUAAUACGCUCAAUAUCAAUUUAUUCAGACUAAGUAGGUACAUAGACAUCAAUGAGGCCUCUGAAUUGCCUAAUCAACUAAGCCCGGAGUCGGUUCGAUUAACCUUUUUUUCAGGAUUGAAUAAACUUUAAUUUAAUUAAAUUAAAACAUUUCUGUCUCUCUUAAACAUCCUCUUCAAAACCUAAUACCCCGUUCACACAACAGCCUAGAUGUCAAUUCGCAUACAUUUUAUUGAUAGUAGAUAUACAGAUGCUGAUAUAGGCUAUAUCACGUAACAAAAGAUGUAGUGUAAACGGGGUAUUAAACUGUUAUAUUUAAUAGUUAAUAGUAAAUUAGCAACAAAUGGCUUUUUAGCUGGAUUAUUAUCCACAACUGAAGAAAAUAUACUUAGGCAUAUUUAAAGGAAUCAAUGUAUUUAGCAAACACCAUAUGUGAAAUGGAUUGUUGAAUUGGAAGCAGUGAACAUUUGAAAAAAGAUCAACUGAAUUAAUAAUAGUUUGCUCCUCCAUAGAAUUUAUCUUAGUACAUUUAUAGAAGGAAAUAUUCGAAAUGGCGGUUACUGGUAGUGAAAGUGGAAAUAUUUGUAUAGUUGUACAGUAGUUUAAAUGUAGCUUUCAGUUACAAGUUAGGUCCAACAGUGGGUAGACAUUUUGAAGUUGGAAACAAGCAUAAGGCCAAAAAGAGCUAAACCAAAGUGUUGACGCCAAAUGAGUAGUAUACAUUGAUCAAAUUUGUUGUGCCACUAACAAAACGAUUCUAUUCAAUGGGAUUCCUGAUGUUCUUCAUUAGGAACAAAAAAAAACUUUCAAGUGCUAUAAAAGAGAAUGGAUCUCUAGAGGUUGUGUAAAUACUAUAAAACUGUGUAGUUUAUUUAACAUGUUUACACCUACAUUUAUUAAAACUUAAGAAGUAUAUAAAAAAUGACAAUCUGCUAGAAGCCUUUCUAUGAUUAUUACUUAUUAAUUAGGAUUUUGAAGAAGAAAAAGCCGACAUUGUUAACAUCAGUGAUACAGGAACAAUUACUUAUUGACAACAACAUGUUAUCAUGUGUUUCUCUUAUCAAUUAAUGAUGUUAUAUAGGCAUUAGAAUAAUAGAAGUGAAAAGUAAAUCUUUGAACGAUCAACUAAUUCCUAGGAUAUAGUCCUUGUUUACAUUUAGGUUAUGUUAUUUCGAUAGUCAAAUAAAUUAAUU
Ochlerotatus camptorhynchus is the source of this 10593-nucleotide messenger RNA. It is a transcript of the gene Ca-alpha1T, whose product is annotated as Ca[2+]-channel protein alpha[[1]] subunit T. Gene Ontology annotation, molecular function: voltage-gated sodium channel activity; low voltage-gated calcium channel activity. The transcript has 27 exons. Lineage: Eukaryota; Metazoa; Arthropoda; Insecta; Diptera; Culicidae. Gene Ontology annotation, biological process: membrane depolarization during action potential; calcium ion import; calcium ion transmembrane transport. The coding region runs from base 186 to 7634 and encodes 2482 amino acids. The record is from RefSeq and is a predicted model, not a curated record. Gene Ontology annotation, cellular component: voltage-gated calcium channel complex; plasma membrane; neuron projection.